AUGGUUUCUCCUGAUGAGCGUAGACUUGAAAAUGCAGAAUAUAAAAAAAAUUUUUAUGUGGAUGGCCAAAAACUGUUUUGUACAUUUUGCCAACAUGUUGUAGACUACACAAAAAAAUCUACAUUGGACUCACAUUUAAAAUCUGAUAAACAUAAAAGUAAUAUUAUUAAAACAGAAAAAUUAAAAUUGACUCGCCAAACAACUCUUGAUAUAGCUAGUAUUAGUUCAAAUGAACGAGAGCUUAUAAAUAUAGCUUUAGUAAAUGCAUUUACUAAAGCUGAUAUUUCUUUAUAUAAAGUUGAUAAGCUUAAAGAUUUUUUUUUAGAAAAUUGUAGAAAUG
Racocetra persica is the source of this 340-nucleotide messenger RNA. The record is from the annotation of a GenBank genome assembly. Lineage: Eukaryota; Fungi; Glomeromycota; Glomeromycetes; Diversisporales; Gigasporaceae.